Messenger RNA from Wasmannia auropunctata (little fire ant), 2094 nucleotides. RefSeq names its product probable pyruvate dehydrogenase E1 component subunit alpha, mitochondrial. The transcript is spliced from 7 exons. Gene Ontology annotation, molecular function: pyruvate dehydrogenase (acetyl-transferring) activity. The record is from RefSeq and is a predicted model, not a curated record. Lineage: Eukaryota; Metazoa; Arthropoda; Insecta; Hymenoptera; Formicidae. Gene Ontology annotation, cellular component: intracellular membrane-bounded organelle. Bases 406 to 1614 code for a protein of 402 amino acids. Gene Ontology annotation, biological process: pyruvate decarboxylation to acetyl-CoA.
GAAGAGGGAACAGUGUCGGAACUUUAGCUUGCGUAAGCGCGAAUGGGAAACCCGCGAACGUGGCGUUAAUAACAUUUAACUUUUUUUCUCAUCGUGAUAUGUCACGACGUAAUUACAACGUGAAAUGAGAAACGAGGGUGAAAGGACCGGAAGGGAUGCGUCUGGCAAAAUUCGUGUCCUUCGCGCCCCGAGUGCCCCGACUAGAGCCGUUCCUGGAGCGGAGCUGCACGUGUGUGCACUUCGGCGGAGCAUCUCCGUUCGUGCCACCAUCUGGUCCGUGUCGACUCGUGUCAGGUGAAGGUGGUUUCACGGCGCACUACUUCUGCUUCUGUAUUAUAGACCCGCGCGGAGGCGAUAAACGAGACCUGCUUCCAUUGUUGACCUCUUCCCCCCCGUUGUUAAGAAAUGAUACCGAGCUGCCUCAGGAACGUCGCCGCGCGGUCGUCACGACGAAACUUUGGAAGCUGGAACGAGGUGGCCUCGUUUUUCUUGAGCAAGAAAAAUAGCUAUGCCACCGAGGCCUCCUUCGAGACCAAGCCUUUUCGCCUGCACAAACUGGAGCACGGCCCGUCCACCCAGGUUACGGUGACCCGGGAUGACGCUAUCCAACUGUUCAAGCAGCUACACACGAUACGUCGUAUGGAAACGGCCGCUGGCAACUUGUACAAAGAGAAGAUCGUUCGGGGUUUCUGUCACUUGUAUUCUGGACAAGAAGCUUGCGCGGUCGGCAUGAAAGCCGCGAUGAGACCGCAGGACGCCGUGAUCACGGCUUACCGCGCGCACGGAUGGACUUAUUUGAUGGGCAUAGAUGCGUUCGGCGUCUUUGCGGAACUCACGGGCAGACAGGGCGGCAAUGCCAAGGGCAAGGGUGGCUCCAUGCACAUGUACGCUAAGAACUUUUACGGUGGAAACGGCAUCGUCGGCGCCCAGGUGCCGCUGGGAGUUGGGAUCGCCUUCGCGCAGAAGUACUUGAACAACGGCGGGGUUUGUCUGACAUUGUACGGCGACGGCGCGGCCAAUCAGGGACAGGUGUUCGAGGUGUACAAUAUGGCUAAGCUGUGGGACGUGCCCUGCAUCUUCGUCUGCGAGAACAACGGAUACGGGAUGGGCACCAGCGUGGAGCGUGCCGCGGCGAGCACGGAGUAUUACACCAGAGGCGAUUAUAUUCCCGGGAUAUGGGUGGACGGAAUGGAUGUGUUAGCCGUGAGGGAAGCCACGAGAUUCGCGAUCGAGCACUGCACGUCCGGCAAGGGGCCGAUGAUCAUGGAGACCGUGACGUACAGGUACAGCGGGCACAGUAUGUCGGAUCCCGGAACCAGCUACCGUACGCGGGAGGAGGUGCAGGAGGUCCGGCAGACCCGGGAUCCCCUGACCAGCUUCAAGGAGAGAAUCCUGAAUUCCAAUCUCGCCACUGCGGACGAGAUCAAAGCAAUAGAGGGCGCAAUCAGGAAAGAGGUGGACGACGCCAUGAAAGCCGCCAAGAACGACAAGGAGAUUCCGCUGAACGAGCUCACCGCCGACAUUUACACGCAGUGUCUGGAGAAGGAGAUCCGCAACACGACACCCUUCAGUCCUUUGUCGCACGCCAGAUUAGGGCCAGCCGUAAACGCUUGAAACUGCUCAAAGAUUCCUGAAAUCUUGUACAUUUUACAGUCACGUGCCACGUCCACAAUGUUCAUAGACCUACAAACACUAGUUGUAUAGAAGCCGCACACGAUUCUUUAAUUCGAGGAUGUAUCAUAUUAUUUCGUCAAAGGAGAACUGAUGAUAUUGCUAAAGCAGAUUAAUUCGAGCGCAUUGCGCGCACCGACGUUAAUCUUAUAAUGCUCCACAAUGCGCGCGUAAUAUUUACAGUCAAACACGACUUGUGACGUGUUAAAGAUCCACACAUUUUUAAUUGACAAUCUGGAGAAUUGAAUUUAUUUACCUAAUCUAUAAUUUAUAUGCAUACUUCCGAUAGGAGUAAACCACGAAAACACAGGAUCUUUUACAGGAUACGACGUGCGCAUAAGCUCUGAGCUGUUUGUUAGUGUUAAUAAAAAUAAAAAAUCUGUAAAAAAUAAAAAAAAUACAAAAAAUAAAUAUGAAAAUAAA